Manis javanica (Malayan pangolin) is the source of this 3068-nucleotide messenger RNA. RefSeq names its product chromosome 1 C2orf42 homolog (gene C1H2orf42). The record is from RefSeq and is a predicted model, not a curated record. Gene Ontology annotation, cellular component: nucleus. NCBI's taxonomy places the organism in Eukaryota, Metazoa, Chordata, Mammalia, Pholidota, Manidae.
CAGACACUUGACGGCCUGAACCCGGCGCCUUUUCUCCGCUAUUCCGAGGCAGCGCAGUACUGAUGGAAGCACCCUGGACCAGGAGUCGAGAGUUCUGCCUUAUAGGCCUGCCCCUUCCUCUCCCUUGUGGUUUGACAAGGAAUCCAGCAGACUGCCAAGUGCUCCACUUAGGGCAAUGGGCAUCUUCUUUGACAGUGGAACAUUGAGCAGGAGCUUUGCCAUUGGCAGGCCAAGCAGGAGGAGGCAGAAUGUCUUCAUUGUCACACCAUAGAGUUCAAACUUAAGAAGACUUUGGCUUAAACAGUAUCAUUUACUCUGCAAAUGAUUAUGUCUUCACCUGUCCUCUGUGAUCAUCACAAACUAAUGAAACACCUUUUAGGUCUUAAGAAUUUAGGUUACUCUGUUUUCCAGUUGCUCUGGCAGCUGAUACAGGGCCUGUGAAAAAUGGAACCAAACACUCUGAGGACUAAAGUUCCAGCUUUUUUAUCUGAUUUGGGGAAGGCCACAUUGAGGGGAAUCAGAAAGUGUCCUCGAUGUGGCACAUAUAAUGGAACCCGGGGACUGAGCUGUAAGAACAAGACAUGUGGAACCAUAUUCCGCUACGGUGCAAGGAAGCAGCCUAGUAUUGAAGCUGUCAAAAUUGUAACAGGCUCCGAUCUGCAGGUCUACUCAGUGCGGCAAAGAGACAGAGGACCUGAUUAUAGAUGCUUUGUGGAGCUAGGUGUAUCAGAGACGACAAUCCAGACGGUGGAUGGGACAAUCAUCACUCAGCUGAGCUCUGGACGGUGUUACGUCCCCUCAUGUCUAAAAGCUGCCACUCAAGGCGUUGUGGAAAACCAGUGCCAGCACAUCAAAUUGGCAGUGAACUGCCAGGCAGAGGCCACCCCUCUGACUCUGAAGAGCUCGGUUCUGAACGCAAUGCAGGCCUCCCCAGAAACCAAGCAAACCAUUUGGCAGUUGGCCACAGAACCCACAGGUCCACUUGUACAGAGAAUUACUAAAAACGUUUUGGUGGUGAAAUGCAAGGCAAGCCAGAAGCAUAGUUUGGGGUACUUGCAUACAUCCUUUGUGCAGAAAAUCAGUGCCAAAAGCUUGCCUGAGCGUCGUUUCUUCUGCUCCUGCCAGACUCUGAAAUCGCACAAGUCGAAUGCCUCCAAGGAUGAGGCAGCCCAGAGAUGCAUUCAUUUCUUUGCUUGCAUCUGUGCCUUUGCCAGUGAUGAGGCAUUGGCUCAGGAAUUCUCAGACUUCCUAAAUUUUGAUUCCAGCGGUCUUAAAGAGAUUAUUGUGCCCCAGUUAGGUUGCCAUUCAGAAUCAACAAUAUCUGCUUGUGAGUCUACUGCCUCUAAGCCAAAGAAGAGGAAAAAGGAGGAAGUAUCUGGUGCGCAGACGAACAGUUCACUGUUGCCUCAAGACUCAAUAAGCAGUAAUCUAAGGAAAGGUGGGCUGAAAAAGCCUGUGGUUGCUUCUGCAUUAAAAAGGCAGGCCUGUAGUCAGCUGUUAGAUGAGGCACAAGUGACCUUAUCCUUCCAAGACUGGCUGGCAAGUGUUACAGAGCGCAUCCAUCAAACCAUGCACUAUCAGUUUGAUGGCAAACCAGAGCCACUGGUGUUCCAUAUUCCUCAGUCCUUUUUUGAUGCCCUGCAACAGAGAAUCUCUGCAGGAAGUGCAAAAAAAAGGCUUCCCAACUCCACCACAGCUUUUGUUCGGAAAGAUGCCUUGCCACUGGGAACCUUUUCCAAGUAUACCUGGCAUAUCACUAAUAUCCUGCAAGUUAAGCAAAUCUUAGACACCCCAGAGAUGCCCUUGGAAAUCACCCGGAGUUUUAUCCAGAACCGGGAUGGGACUUACGAGCUGUUUAAAUGCCCUAAAGUGGAAGUAGAAAGCAUAGCAGAAACCUAUGGUCGUAUAGAAAAGCAACCAGUGCUGCGACCAUUGGAACUAAAAACUUUUCUCAAAGUUGGCAACACUUCCCCAGAUCAAAAGGAGCCAACACCUUUCAUCAUUGAAUGGAUCCCAGAUAUCCUUCCCCAAUCCAAGAUUGGUGAGCUACGAAUCAAGUUUGAGUAUGGUCACCACCGGAAUGGGCAUGUGGCAGAGUACCAAGACCAGCGGCCCCCUCUGGACCAGCCCUUGGAACUGGCCCCGCUGACCACCAUCACUUUCCCUUGAGGCAAAAUAAGAGUCUUCUGCUGCUAAAUUUGCACAUCCCCACCCCUUGACAACUUUAAAUCCUACUUAGGCACUCAGAUAGCCCUGUUCCUUAGUGAACUGCUCUUAGCUAAAAUGCAAUUUCUCAACACUUCAAGUGGAUUCUGAAGAACUUUUCUUGUAAAUAGCCUUUUUGGUGCUGCUGUGUAUAGUCAUUAUAAAUUGGAUGGCAUUCUAGCUAGUUCUUGAACAAAAGGAAUUUCCUUCCUAAAGACUCACCUUUAGAGUUUGUUCUGCUUUUUUCUAAUUCUCUUAAGAAGUUAACAGCACUCAGCCUUAUACCAACCGUGUUGGAAAGUUAGUAAUACCUUGGUUAGGGCACAGCGAUAAGGACCAUCCUGACAGUUCCAGUCAUGCCCUUUAAUUAUGUUCUCAAAUAAAACCCAGUGUCACUAGUUUUUCCAAAUUAUGUAUCAUGUUGGCCUGAGUCUAAAAUUAUAAACCUUUUGGGAGAUUUAGAUGAUAGUGAAAAGGAAAAAGAAAUCCAGGUGUCAAAGGAAUAUUAACAUUUAAAAUUAAUACUUGUUCCCUUCAUAUUCCUUCUUUAUUCUCCAGAAAGUUUGACAGCUGGUAAGAUACAAUUUCUAUUUGUGAGUUCACUGAUCACAGAAUGGAGAUACUGAAAGACACAGAUUUAGAAAUCUAUCUUCAAGGAGAAAAAAAGAGAAUGAAUAUUUCCUAUAUACCUACUUUGUGCCAGGCACUUUUAUUUAUAUUCUCAUUCAUUCGUCUCCAUCAUUUAGUCCUCAUUAUUCUUUGGGUUUAGGCAUUACUCCUUUUAUAGUUAAAGAAACAGCCUCUCUGAGGUUAAGUAUCUUGCUGGAAACAGCAUUAAAAAUAUUGUUUCAUUUUACCGCAAA